CUGCCGGGAAGUGUGUGGAGCCCGCGAGGAAGCUGUGAGAAACUGCGUAGAUCUGUGGCGCAGAUGGAGCCGUUGGAAAGCCCCACGGGCCUUAGGAUGCCUUUGGCAAAAAGUGGGGCCGGAGUCUACCAGCGGUAGCGUGGGCGAGUUUCCUUUAAGCCGGCGUCCUACGCACUGACUUCAAAAACUGCCCAGCUUGUGAUUUCCCAGACUGCUAAUGAGUCCCAGACCAAUCCUUGAUCUCCAAGGCUGUAAAACCGGUCCUCUUGUAAAAGACGAGUUCUUGCUCGUCGCCUUAGCUCCGUUCUACUGUUUUUCAGAAUGUCCUCGCUGAACUAAUUGCAACCCGCUGGUCCUCGCUUGGGCCUUCUGAAGCCCAAAGUUUUCCUGUUGUUACAGUUUGAACGCGUCAGCAAGCCUACAGUCAUCCCCAUGGGUUGAGUGAGCCAAGGUCCCCCAUCUCUGCUUUGGGGACCUCCUUGGACCCUAUCUGGUGACAUUUCCUUGAUGAGCCAGUGGCAGAAGCCCCCAGCAGUUCCAGCUCUGCAUCUGGUUGGGAAGGAAUUCCAGAUGCUGCAUCUUGCUGUGAGACCAGCACUGCUGAGGAAGCUGCAGGUGGAGCAGGCACAAGUUCUACAGGUAGAAAUUCAGCAUUGGUGGCAGCAGGGCCUGCAGCUACAAGGAGAGAAAAGAUCACCAACCAUGCAUGUUCCUUCCCAGGGCCAAAUCUCCCCACCGACUGCCAAGACAGCCAUGUGUACCAACACAGUCCCGGCAAGUCCUCUGAGAUUGCAUCCCACAGUGACUGCCGAGUGUCUCGAUAUUCCUGGGUCACUCAGCAUUUGGAAGCUUUGCUGUGUUCCAAGGCACACCUCUCCCCAUAGGCCCACAGGCCUAUACAUCUGUCCUCUCACUUUGCAUCCCACAGUGACUGCCGAGUGUCUCAAUAUUCCUGGGUCACUCAGCAUUUGGAAGCUUUGCUAUGUUCCAAGGCACACCUCUCCCCAUAGGCCCACAGGCCUAUACAUCUGUCCUCUCACUUUGCAUCCCACAGUGACUGCCGAGUGUCUCGAUAUUCCUGGGUCACUCAGCAUUUGGAAGCUUUGCUGUGUUCCAAGGCACACCUCUCCCCAUAGGCCCACAGGCCUAUACAUCUGUCCUCCUUACCUUGAGGCUCCACCUUAGGGGGCUCAGGAGGCUUGAGCUGGCCCAGAAUUUCAGAUGGUUGAUCUAUCUCAGAGGGAAGAUCCACUGAGGAAUCAAGAACACAAGGGGUUGACCUGGAGAAGACAGGGAGGUAGCAGAGUGAAAGGCCUGCCUUUCUCCCACACUCUCUGCCCUGUCCAACUGAAGAAGGGAAAAGUUGGCCUGAUGACCACUCUGUGCAGUGUCCAGCCCGACCAUCUCCCACCCCCAGCAGUGUAACACAUUUCCAGGGAGAUGGUUGACAGAAGGCUUGCUUAGUGGUGUGACACCUCUGCCCUUUCAGUGAAGCUUGACACUGUGUCUCUCCAGCCUCCCCACUGGCAGGUCACCUUGGUGAAGACAGAGCUUUGUAUGUGCUAUGUCUUUGCACUCAAGGGCACAGGCCUGCUGCUUCAUAAAAUAUCUGAGAAGGGAGAGGUCAGUCAGAGUCUGUGAGCAGGAGUGAGAGCUCAGUCUCUAGCUCACAGGGCAAUGUGUUGCCCAGUUCUCUGUGCCUCUGUAGAGCUCCUCUUGCACUGCUGUACAUCCACAUCUAGACAGUCAGGAGAGCAUUACAUCCACUGCAAUGGGAGCAAUACCUACUGGGUUACCCUGGGUGAACUGAUUGCUUUCAGAUUCCAUUGAAUCCCAAAAGGGCAAAGGUUUCUUCUGCUCUGUUUAGGAGCCAUGCCUGGAAAAGUGUCUUUCCAUAGUGUGCCUUUCCAUCUAUUGAUGGUACCACCAAGCUCUUGCAUGCUGUGUGUGUGGGUCUAGGCCCCGGCCAUCCCCAGGGGAUCCCUGCUCUGGGAACACCCUGACAGCCAUAGAGUGACUCUCCAGCCUCUUUUCAAAUAAUCAGAACAGCUUCCCCCAAGUGCAGGUCAGGGUGACCGGAGGCAAAGCUUCCCAGUGCAGACAGAAGCUUAUCCCUGAAAGGAAGCACACAGCAGGUCUUCUUCAGGGCCAAGUCCAGGGUCAACAUUUCCCACAAAGAUGCGAUUUCAUCCUCAGUGACCUGGCGAUCUUGAUCCACUUCACACUCUACUGUUUACAACUGAAGCUGGGAGAGGUACUUGCGCAUGGCCAAGCUCCAUGGGCUGCUAGAGAGGAACUCACCCUUCCGAUAUCAAGGCCUCUGAGGUGGAGAUGUUGGAGCUUAAGGAAUCCAGGAAAGAGAAGCCAAGGCUGGGGCAGCUGUCCAGGAAGGCUGGCUCCAGGAGCUCCAUCCCAGUGUGAGGCCCACCUGCCUGCAUUGUGCUUAUGGGGCAGACCUCUGCCAGGUGCUCUGCAGGCUCAAUCUGUAAACAGACAAUUGGGAGACAUGGAAUUGGUGUCCCACUCAUAGCUUCUCAGGGAGGUUUGAGGCUGAACCAAAGCCCACACUCCCAAUGUUCCACAGAGGCUUAUUUAGCUCCUGAGGUACCCCAGCAGUAAAGGGAUUCUCAUAUUAGAAGUUAACUUCAUUAGCUGUGGAGAGGUUGUAUGUAUCUCCAUGCAUGAAGAACAAUCCAUGAGUCCAGAGACAGCCUCCCAUUGUAGAGAUGAGAAAACAGAUGCUCAUCCUAGUUCGAUCAGUCCAUUGACAAAUUUUCCCCAACUUUUUGAUGAAAUGUCCCCAGAAAACUGUUACAUCUUGCUUCUUGAGCCUUCAAAUGUAGAGUGGCUGAGUUUACUGCCACCCUGAUACAAUAUCAUUUAGCCAAAGGGAGGCGCCACCCUGUGACCUGCAGUGGCUGUGGAAGUUCCAAUAAGCUCUAGAGAAUAGGGCAGGGCAGCAAGGAUCUGACAUUUUAGGUUAGCACAUCUUUGUUGAUAUAUAGAGCUAGAGACAUUCUGCCAACUGCCGCACAGACCCUGGGCCCAGGAGUUAAAUGAGUAGGCAGAAUUCAAGCAUGACAAGAAAGUAAGUCACUUAGUGUACACAUCCCUAUUCUGAUACUCCCACCUUGCACAGUGACCUUGAACCUGGCCAAAGCAGAGGCAGAGCAGGAGUGUGUGGUGGUUGAAGACAGGGACGGCAGAUUGCUUUGGGAGCAAGAUCAUUGGCCUGCUGUUUCCCAAACCCUGGAGGGAGAUGCUGAAGGUGAUAUCUGGCCCUGAAGGUCUCUGUGUCCUCCACGGGCCUUGUGUUCACACACACACCCUGAGCUUGAGCUGGCACCAGUUGUUAGUGUGGGUCCUAGUGGCUGGUGCAGGGCCAUGUCAUUCAGGCCCCCAGUGACCAGCUCCCCAGUGACCAGCUCCACGCUGACCUCCUGUGAGCAGCUCAUUGGGGCAGUCCCCUGUUGCUGGCAGGAAACACAGCCUCCGUCCGGGCACCAUUUUCACCUCUCCCCACCCCAGAAGAUAACUUUGUGCUCCCCAAGUCACAAUCAGCCCUGUCACAGGCUUCUACUUCAGGAGAACAAGAGAUGACUCUCCAGCCUGCCCUUCUCCUGUGAGCUCUGUCCUGGGUGGGACUGUGAUAGGACCCCAGACUCAUAGCCUGACAACUCCUGAUCCUGUCAAGGUUCACUUUGAUCAGUGACCUGUCCCUCAAACCCAGCCCCAAACAGACUGAGGAUGAAAUGUUGGAAUUUUUUAGGGGACUCUCAAUGUUGGUCAGUUAUAAGCGGCCUGGCAUUGGUGACUUCGAAUAGGUGAUGAUGGGCAUACAUAAGGACAGCUGUCCUGGGCUCUCUUUUACGUCUGAGCACCUAGAGGCUGUAGCUGCUGAGCCCAGCCUUGAACAGCCCAUGACAUUCGCACAGUUCCUAGUGAGCUUCCCAAAGCAUCUGGGCCAAGUGAACCAUCUUCUCAUUCCUUUCCUCUUGGUUUCUCUGCAUGGGGUCUUGAGGCUGGAGCCUCGACACCUGGGAAAGCAACAAAACAUGCUCAGUUCGACUGUUUCCAGCUGUGUCUGGAAAGGCAGUUGUCACUAGGCUAAGGUGCCUGGUGACCACAGGGUUCUGAGUUCUGUUUGGCCCGUUGCCAAGGAAGUGAGGUCAUAUGCUGGUAUCUAUAACUGAAACUCACCUCUGAUAAGACUAUCACCCCCUUUAUUCAAUAUUCUGAUUUCACUUUUUUACCAUAAUGCCUCUUGUUAUCUUCAAAAGAAUUGCCCAUAUCGUCAGGCACAAUAUUUGAACAAAACAAUACAGAACAAAACCAAUAAAAGAAAAACAUUGUAGACAUUAAAGACUACAAAAGAAGAUAAUAGUAAACCAGAAUAGUAAACUGGAAUGCUAUCAUAGUGUGGAGGAUGAAGAGCUACUUUGAGGCUCUGGCCCCCUCGUGACCUGCAAUAAACAAUAGCGCCCCCCCCCCCCCUAUGCAGGACAGAGACGGGAUGGGAAGGCCCGACCCCAGUGAGGGAACAUGUUCCCCCCUCUGAGCCCAUACUGUACUUGGCUUUGUUUGCAGAGUCAUGAGGAGGUGGCCGACCUUCAGGUGGCUAGAAAGAACAAACAUAAUUAAAAGCAUUCUUGGGCUAAUGGGAUUCCUCCUGGGUUAGUGUGACUAGAAGAACUGUUUUUGUUUGUUUAACUUAGAGAGAAACAUUGUAGUUGGUCACAAAUCUUGUUACAAAGAAUGUUUUUCAAGAUAAUUGCCUGUGCCCUGUGAGUUGACCUGGUUUACUAUAUAAGAGCCCUGAAAUAAAGACUUGGUGUGCAGUUGCAA
Messenger RNA from Cavia porcellus (domestic guinea pig), 4845 nucleotides. RefSeq lists its product as uncharacterized. Lineage: Eukaryota; Metazoa; Chordata; Mammalia; Rodentia; Caviidae. The record is from RefSeq and is a predicted model, not a curated record. The coding region runs from base 508 to 1185 and encodes 225 amino acids. The transcript has 3 exons.